ACCUCCAAAUAUUCAAUGAUAUUUAUUAUAUUUCUAAUAUUUUCUUUCAUUUGGUGGCCUUCUCCCCUUUUAGGAAUUAAUCCAGCUUCCAUUCGGGGCACGGACACAGGAGUGUGGAUUGGUGUGAGUGGGUCAGAAGCUGGUGAAGCGUUUAGCGUAGACCCUGAACAGUUGCUGGGGUACAGUAUGACUGGCUGUCAACGUGCUAUGUUUGCCAACAGAAUUUCAUAUUUCUUUGAUUUCAAAGGACCAAGUAUGUCCAUCGACACAGCGUGUUCCUCUGGCCUCGUUGCUCUGGACAAUGCUUACAAAGCAAUCCGCAGUGGACAAUGCGACUCAGCCCUUGUAGGCGGAGUCAAUCUCGUACUGAAGCCCAACACUUCUGUGCAGUUCAUGAAGCUUGGCAUGCUUAGUCCUGAGGGUGCCUGCAAAUCCUUUGAUGCUUCAGGGAAUGGAUACUGCCGAUCAGAAGCUGCUGUAGUUGUUUUCCUGACCAAGAAGUCCCUAGCCAAACGGGUUUACGCUACCAUAGUCAAUGCUGGGUGUAAUACCGAUGGAUUUAAGGAGCAAGGUGUAACGUUCCCCUCUGGAUGGAUGCAGCAGCAGUUGGUCAGUUCCCUGUACAGGGAGUCUGGGGUUAAGCCUGAGGAAGUGGAAUACAUAGAAGCUCAUGGCACAGGCACCAAGGUUGGAGAUCCUCAGGAAGUGAACGGCAUCGUCAACGUCUUUUGCCAAGCAGAUCGACCACCGCUGUUGGUUGGAUCAACUAAAUCUAACAUGGGUCACCCAGAACCUGCUUCUGGUCUUGCCGCUUUAGCAAAGGUGGUUCUCUCUUUAGAGCAUGGUCUGUGGGCACCCAACAUUCACUACAACACCCCAAAUCCAGAUAUUCCUGCCUUACAAGAUGGUCGUAUACAAGUCGUUACUAAACCAACCCCCACAAAAGGUCACCUUUGUGGUAUCAAUUCCUUUGGCUUUGGAGGCUCAAAUGCCCAUGUCAUUCUGAGGCCCAACGAGAAGACAUCGUCCUCCCCGGAGACUCAUAAUUUGCCACGAUUGGUGCAGUUUUGUGGAAGGACUCAAGAAGCAGUAGAAACGUUAAUAGAACAGAGCAGAAAUCUGCAGCAACACACAGCACUUCUGAGCAUGCUCAAUGAUAUCUCUGGGAUACCAGUGUCAUCCAUGCCUUAUAGGGGCUACACCUUGAUUGGCAGCGAGAGCGAUGUGAAGGAGGUUCAGAAUGCUCAGUCCUCAGGGCGGCCCCUGUGGUACAUCUGCUCAGGCAUGGGCACCCAGUGGAAAGGAAUGGGGCUUAGCCUGAUGCAGCUUGAUCUCUUCCGGCAAUCCAUCUUGCGUUCAGAUGAGGCUCUGAAAGACACGGGCCUGAAGGUGUCCGAUCUACUCCAGAGCACGGAUGAGAACACUUUUAACGACACUGUCAAUGCUUUCGUUGGACUUGCUGCUAUUCAGAUUGCACAGAUCGAUCUUUUAAAGGCCAUGGGUUUGCAGCCUGACGGAAUUGUUGGUCACUCAGUGGGGGAGCUAGCCUGUGGCUACGCAGAUAACUCCUUAAGUCACGAAGAGGCUGUUCUUGCUGCCUAUUGGAGGGGCCGGUGCAUCAAAGAGGCCAAGCUCCCACCAGGAGGCAUGGCUGCUGUUGGUAGGUAACUAGAUGUGCUCUAU
Molecule: messenger RNA, 1683 nt
Organism: Podarcis muralis (Common wall lizard)
Lineage: Eukaryota; Metazoa; Chordata; Lepidosauria; Squamata; Lacertidae
Source: RefSeq, a predicted model, not a curated record